This is a messenger RNA of Chelonoidis abingdonii (Abingdon island giant tortoise), 808 nucleotides long. The record is from RefSeq and is a predicted model, not a curated record. NCBI's taxonomy places the organism in Eukaryota, Metazoa, Chordata, Testudines, Testudinidae.
GGAGAAAGCCCUCUAUGGUGGCUGUGUGAAUUUUGGGUUUUUCCUCCUUGGACUGUUCUGGUUUCUACCAUCAAUGAGUGCCCAGAGGACAAACAGAAUUGGCACAUGUCAGACUGAGACUCUGGGAAGAGAAUUCAUCACCUCCUACAUGGAGGACUGUGGGAACCCUAGUCAAUUUGAAGUGCAAAUUAGUGGCUACUUUGCCUUCACUUCAGUGUCUGUUUCCAUCUCCAAUUACAUGGGUGAUGGGGCAAGGUUUGAGAAGAAGAUUAUGGUAAAUCAGGGAGAGAUGGUGCAGGUCAGGUUACCAGACUCAGUGGGAAUUAAGGGCGUUACCAAGUUCUCCAAGGUGGUCCUAGUCAAGGCUGAUAAAGAUAUCUCAGUAGUGUCUGUCAGCAACAAACAUGUGAGUCCUGAGACCACUGUGCUGUAUCCUGUCUCCAGCUUGGGAAAUGAACACUACAUAGUGACUCCCUCCACACAAUCCUUAGAUAGUUACCCAGAGUUCUCUGUUAUUACGUACCAAGAGCCCAACUCCAUGGAGGUCCGUGUGAAAGGCAAGUUACAUUACCUAACACAGUUCUACUCCACUGGCAACAAACUGGGAAUUAAGCUCCUCGCUUUUCAAGGCAUCCAAUUACAAGGCAUAGCAGAUCUGUCUGGCACCAGGAUUGUCUCAGAAAAGCCAGUGGCCAUCUUGGCUGGCCAGGGGUGUUUUUGUAAUAACACAAAAUGCAACCAUGUCUUUGAGCAGCUCCUACCAGUUUGCAGCUGGGGUACAACAUACAUCAUUCCUCCCUUACCCUGA